CAUAACAUUUUUAUUUUCCAUUUUUAUUUAAGUGUCUUCGCUUUCACCAUGUGAGACACACUCAACUCAACUAUCAUCACCCAAAUCUCUCUAAACAUACAAAUUGUAAAUUUCCGCACUCUUCACCACCCUAUGACGUCAUUCUGCCGGCGGUCACCUACCGCCGGCACCGUCUCCCUCUACGGUCAAGUCCGCCUACUCCAACCAACAAACUCCACCGCCGGAAUCCACUACGGCUAUUCACCUCAACGCCAGGGAAUCUCCGUUUUACAGCUACGGCGACGUACGUGGAUUCCGGUGGUAGAAGCGAGUGGCGCAAGGGAGAGAUCGGAUGUCAGUGAGGAGGAUGAGAAGAAGAGGAUUGUGGAGGAUAAUUGUCGGAAAAGUGAGAAUCAGACGGUGAAGGUGGUGGUUGCUGCGGCGGCUGUUGGUGUAUUCGGUGUCGGAAAUAGGGUGCUUUAUAAGCUGGCGUUGGUUCCAUUGAAACAGUAUCCAUUCUUCUUGGCUCAGUUUUCAACUUUUGUAUAUGUAAUUGUAUACUUUUCUAUUUUAUAUAUCCGGUACCGUGCUGGCAUUGUCACUGAUGAGAUGUUAGCAGUGCCUAAAACUCCAUUUCUGAUUGUUGGUCUCUUGGAAGCUCUAGGUGCUGCCACAGGAAUGGCAGCAGGAGCAAUGCUAUCGGGCGCAUCAAUUCCAAUAUUGUCUCAGACUUUUCUUGUGUGGCAAAUUCUCCUGUCAACUAUAUUUCUUGGGAGAAGAUAUAAGGUCAACCAACUACUUGGAUGCUUUCUUGUGGCAAUCGGUGUAAUCAUCACUGUAGCAAGUGGAUCUGGUGCCGGGAAAUCAUUGCAGGAAGCUGGUAUAUUUUGGAGUCUUUUAAUGAUGGUUUCAUUUUUAUUCCAAGCAGCCGAUACUGUGCUCAAGGAGGUAAUCUUUUCGGAUGCAACCCAGAAACUAAAGGGAGGUUCUCUGGAUUUGUUUGUUGUCAAUUCCUUUGGAUCUGCUUUUCAAGCGCUGUUUAUAUGCCUCCUCCUCCCUUUCUUAUCAAAACUUUGGGGCAUCCCUUUCAGUCAACUGCCAAACUACCUUAAAGAUGGUGCAGCUUGCUUUCUGAAUAUUGGGAAGCUGUCUAGCGGAUGUGAUGGAGCUCCCUUGCUGCCCUUGCUGUUUAUUAUUGUCAACAUGGGCUUCAAUAUCUCAUUGCUUCAUCUCCUCAAGAUCUCUUCAGCUGUUGUAUCUUGUCUAGCCACCACUGUAGCAGUCCCAAUAUCAAUCUAUAUGUUCACGCUGCCACUGCCAUACCUUGGUGUUGCCUCUUCCCUUCCAACAGGCUUUCUUGCUGGAGCCAUCAUUCUCAUCAUGGGAUUACUCAUUUAUACAUGGACUCCUCCAAAUGUUUCCUCCAAUGCUUCCAUGACUGCACCCACGUAGUUGCACCAUUUCUCGACGUACAGAGUAUAGAUUGCAAACAAGGCUCAGGAAAGCUAGCGGUGCAACCAAUGGUUCAGGCUCAUUUUUUCACAAGAUACGGGGAGACAUGAAAACGAUAUAAUUUUUGUUUCAAUAACAUUUGCUGAAAAUUAUGAAGAAAAUAAAACAGCAAACGAAAUCUUCCUGAGCCUGCUCAAGCGAUAAAGGAGCAUAGAUAGGUUUAGUUCAAUUUUUGUGGAAAAGCAAAAUUGAAGAGAUUUCGUUCAUUGAAAUAUGAAGAGAUUUUUUUCCGAA
Messenger RNA from Medicago truncatula (barrel medic), 1725 nucleotides. Its product is annotated as protein CLT3, chloroplastic. The transcript has 10 exons. Bases 133 to 1431 code for a protein of 432 amino acids. The record is from RefSeq and is a predicted model, not a curated record. Lineage: Eukaryota; Viridiplantae; Streptophyta; Magnoliopsida; Fabales; Fabaceae.